CACAUCCAUAGAAGGCAGUGGAGCCGCCGGGACCCAGGCCGCGGCGCGCCCGCCUGCUCAUUCGCCCGCCGCCCGCCGCCCCCCGCCCGCUCUCUCCUCCGCGCCGCGGGCCGCACCCCGCGCCCCUCGCCGCGCCCGCGACCAAGAGCCGAGAAAGUUUGUGCGGCAAGUGCGGGCCAGAGCGGAGGGCGCGCCCGCGGAGCGCCGCCGAGACCCGCGCGGCCCCGGCCGGCGAGAGGGGAGCUCCCCGAGCCCAGGCGGCGGCGGCGAGCCCGAGCCCGCGCCCCCCGCCCCCCGCCCGCCAUGGGCGCCGCGGCCCGCAGCCUGCGGCUCGCGCUCGGCCUCCUGCUGCUGCUGGGGACACUGCUCCGCCCGGCCGACGCCUGCAGCUGCUCCCCCGUGCACCCGCAACAGGCGUUUUGCAAUGCAGACGUAGUGAUUAGGGCCAAGGCAGUCAGCGAGAAGGAGGUGGACUCUGGAAAUGACAUCUAUGGCAACCCCAUCAAACGGAUCCAGUACGAGAUCAAGCAGAUAAAGAUGUUCAAGGGACCUGACAAGGACAUAGAGUUUAUCUACACGGCCCCCUCCUCCGCGGUGUGCGGCGUCUCGCUGGACAUCGGAGGAAAGAAGGAGUAUCUCAUCGCAGGAAAGGCCGAGGGGCACGGCAAGAUGCAUAUCACGCUCUGUGACUUCAUCGUGCCCUGGGACACCCUGAGCACCACCCAGAAGAAGAGCCUGAACCACAGGUACCAGAUGGGCUGUGAGUGCAAGAUCACGCGCUGUCCCAUGAUCCCCUGCUACAUCUCUUCUCCGGACGAGUGCCUCUGGAUGGACUGGGUCACGGAGAAGAACAUCAACGGGCACCAGGCCAAGUUCUUCGCCUGCAUCAAGAGAAGCGACGGCUCCUGCGCGUGGUACCGCGGAGCGGCACCCCCCAAGCAGGAGUUUCUCGACAUCGAGGACCCCUAAGCAGGCCACCGGCACCCCUGUGGCCAACAGAGAGCCUCCGAGAGUCCAGACUGGUCCAGCUCCGACAUCCCUCCCUGGAAACAGCAUGAAUAAAACAGUCAUCCAAGCGGGUCUACAUUAGUGUGAUUCUCCCGCCCGCCCCCAUUUUCCUUUUCAAUGUGCUUGUGGGUCUGGAGGCAGAGGUGGGUCCUGCACCCCAUCCCCCACCCUGGGCGCCUUGUGGCGUGGUCUCCCACCCUUUGGUGUGGCCAGGGGCAAAACACACGGGCUUGCCUCCCAGGCCCGCCCCGGCACGGUCAUAAACGCUGAACAGACAGCCUUCAGGGGUCCCCCAGCCUGGUCAGGGCAGAGCCCGUAAAUAUGCUUUUUGCAGAAACUUUUGAGGGUCGUUGCCAGACUGUGUAGCAGGCCUACCAGGUCCUUUUCCUCUCGAGAGGGGCAUGUCCCUCAGUUCCUGCAGCCCCCGCCCCUCUGGCCCUAGGGUGGCAGUCCCUGCCCCUUGUGAGUACCCUGUGCCCACCACGGACUCCCAGCACCCGUGACCUCUGUGUGUCCAGGAGCAGCCCUGGACCCAGGGCUUGUUCUCGAAGGAGCCCCAAUCGAUUGUAUUAAUCUGCAGAAUUUCCGUGGGAACCUCCCUCCCGGGCCUCGUAGAACUAUGACAGCGACAUGCUUCAGCCCAGCCAAGCCCCCAGCACACACCCCAGGCCUUGAGGGAAUCUGCACCGUUCUGCUCUGGGGCAGACGUCCGGGGGGGAUGCUUGGCUGCCCUUGUAGUUCAUUGCGGAGCCUCUGGGCUCCCCCGUCUCUCCAGCUCCCUCCUGCUCUUCUGGCCUGGGACCCCCAGGAACAGACUUUGCCAGGGGUUGUGUGUGGCCAGUGGCAUGAGCUGGCUGUGCCCUUUGCACAUCCUGAGGACAUCAGGAGCUGGGUGCCGCCCUGUCCCCCAGGACGCCUCAGAGCGCCCUGAGAGGUUUGUGACCUCCCUGUGCUGUGCGGGCUCCUGCGAGUGAAGCUGUUAGCUCAGUGUAGGGUGCAGCCCUCUGGGACACUGUGGCCGGCUUUUUGAGAUAUCUCAUUCUUCUAAAGAUGAAUUCUCAGAUGAUACGUGAGCCCAAAUCUCGGGUGUCCCCCCCUCGGCUUGUCUUUCUUGUAUCACAAAGAUCACUCAGUUAAGAACCUUCAUAGGGAGCUGGAGAGCAGAUCUGUCCCCCGAGGAUGGUUUUCUGGUGCAAGUUUCUCAAUAACAAUAAAGAUAAUCUCCUUUUUCUUCCCACCCACUCGCGGUGUAUAAAUCGGCUGUUCCGAGUUUAUGGUGUAUAUUAGGCAAACACACACACACACACACAGAGUGAAAGUGAAGUCUGUCGGCCUGGGCGUGGUUCUCCUGCAGAGUUCUCCCAAAGUCAGCUUCUAAGCCUGCUCUAUUCUGCGGUGACCCCAAAGCACCUUUCAGACGCCUGACCCCCCCCCUGUGGCGUGCAGCCCCCGUGCCCACCGGGACCUGGUCAGCACAGAUUUUGAUGACUCCCUUUCUAGGGCAGAGUCGGGAAAUCUGGCCCGCUCCGAGGGCCUCUUCAUGCUGUGCAGUGAUGGGAAGUUAUAAGAUGUCAUAAUGGACCAGUCCGUGUGAAUCCAGUAUAUACGAGAACACCAGACCCUCCAAUCAAUAUAACACCCCCCCCCCCCGUCUGCUUCCUGUAUGGUGUUAUCAUAUGUAACAUUUACUCCUGUUUCUGCUGAUCUUUUUUAAUGUUUGGGUUUGUUUCUGGCAUCCGUUGUAAUCAUUCCUGUGCUGUGUUUUUAUGACUCUCAGUAGGGGUUAGACGCGCACCUUCUCUUCCCAAAGGUUUCUGCCUCGUGGAAGCAUCGGACCCAGAGUGGACGCGGCGUGGUCACCAGCCUCGGAUGGGGACCCCUUCAGACCUUUCCUUCGGUCCCUUGAGUCCCGUUGCCUUUCCACCUCCCAUCUUUUGUUCUUCGGUUCCAAUUAUUACGAAGCGAAGGAUCUGUGAGUAGGUGGGUUCCAAAACGUGGCCUCCUUAUAGUCAAUCCACGUACGUGGGGCUUGGAGCCGUGCCGAGGAGGAGAACAAGAGUCAGGACGAAGGAUGCGGGGGCCGCCGAGGAAGGCCACUCAUGCCCUCGCGGUGAAUCACUGCCAUCGAGGGGGAGGCUAAGAAGGCUCUCCACUUGGCGUUGUUUAACUUAUAUGUUACAUCCUAAGCGCUGCCCUUUCCUUCCUCUCUCCUGGUUUCCGUGCAAGCAGCUCACAGUAUUUAAGAUCAAGUUUACAUCGUAGUUCUCUCCAAAUCUUUGCUUGAUGAGUACUCAGAAAUAUCGGACUCGCCGCCGUAAUUUAAAGCUUUGUUGACCUUGUUCGUUUUUGUUUGGAUUUCUUCGUUGUUGUUGUUGUCGUUUAAAUUUUGGGGCAAUGUGAUUUUGCUGGGAUAUGAAGUCUGAGACCUCCCUGUGCCGGGAACACGUGAGAGUUGUUGAAAGUCGACAAGCAGACAGCGCAUGUCUCCGAUGCCUUGUAUCCUUCUCGAGUGAUCGCUCGGUCCGUGGACAAUAAACAGUAUUAUCAACGAGAA
Phacochoerus africanus (Common warthog) is the source of this 3562-nucleotide messenger RNA. RefSeq names its product TIMP metallopeptidase inhibitor 2 (gene TIMP2). Gene Ontology annotation, molecular function: metalloendopeptidase inhibitor activity; protease binding. NCBI's taxonomy places the organism in Eukaryota, Metazoa, Chordata, Mammalia, Artiodactyla, Suidae. The coding region runs from base 304 to 969 and encodes 221 amino acids. The record is from RefSeq and is a predicted model, not a curated record. Gene Ontology annotation, biological process: negative regulation of endopeptidase activity; negative regulation of membrane protein ectodomain proteolysis. The transcript is spliced from 5 exons. Gene Ontology annotation, cellular component: extracellular matrix.